Molecule: messenger RNA, 2210 nt
Organism: Condylura cristata (star-nosed mole)
Lineage: Eukaryota; Metazoa; Chordata; Mammalia; Eulipotyphla; Talpidae
Gene: ACP2
Product: acid phosphatase 2, lysosomal
Exons: 11
Coding region: 190-1461 (423 amino acids)
Biological process (GO): lysosome organization; dephosphorylation
Cellular component (GO): lysosome
Molecular function (GO): acid phosphatase activity
Source: RefSeq, a predicted model, not a curated record
ACGGCAGAAGCGCCAAGGUCUACUCAAGUGCCCUCCCAGAUCCUUCCGUCCCCCUCCACCCUUCCCCUCCUUUAGCAAGAUGGCGGCGAGCGCACUUCCGGUGUGUGUCCUUAACGGUGCGUCCGGGUGGCUGCUGCAGGUGUCACUUAGUGGGUUCCAGCCUUGUUGCUGCGAGGGACUACGCGGGUGAUGGCGGGCAAGCGGCUUGGCUGGGGCCGGGCGGCUCUGCUCCAGCUCCUUCUUGGCAUGAACUUGAUGGUGACGCCACCGACACAGGCCCGGAGCCUGCGCUUCGUUACCUUGCUCUACCGACAUGGAGACCGGUCUCCAGUGAAGACAUAUCCCAAGGACCCCUAUCAGGAGGACGAAUGGCCCCAGGGCUUUGGUCAGCUAACCAAGGAGGGGAUGCACCAGCACUGGGAGCUGGGUCAAGCUCUGAGGCAACGUUACCACGGCUUUCUCAACUCCUCUUACCACCGACAAGAGGUGUAUGUGCGGAGCACAGACUUUGACCGGACGCUCAUGAGCGCCGAGGCCAACCUGGCUGGACUCUUCCCUCCCAGCGGAAUGCAGCGCUUCAACCCAAACAUCUCUUGGCAGCCCAUCCCCGUCCACACUGUGCCCAUCACGGAGGACAGGCUGCUGAAGUUCCCACUGGGCCCGUGCCCGCGUUAUGAACAGCUGCAGAAUGAGACCCGGCAGACGCCAGAGUAUCAGAAUGAGAGUAUUCGGAACGCACACUUUCUGGAGAUGGUGACCAACGAGACAGGCCUUCCAGACCUGACGCUGGAGACUGUCUGGAAUGUCUAUGACACGCUCUUCUGUGAGCAAACACAUGGGCUGGUCCUGCCACCCUGGGCCUCACCCCAGACCAUGCAGCGUCUGAGCCAGCUAAAGGACUUCAGCUUCCGCUUCCUCUUCGGGAUCUACGAGCAGGCAGAGAAGGCCCGACUUCAGGGCGGAGUCCUGCUGGCUCAGAUACGGAAGAACCUGACCCUGAUGGCCACCUCUGCCCAACUCCCCAAGCUGCUGGUUUACUCUGCGCACGACACCACCCUGGUCGCUCUGCAAAUGGCGCUGAAUAUUUACAACGGCAAACAAGCCCCCUAUGCGUCCUGCCAGAUGUUUGAACUCUACCAGGAGGACACCGGGAAUUUCUCCGUGGAAAUGUACUUUCGGAAUGAGAGUGACAAGGCCCCCUGGCCACUCACCCUGCCGGGCUGCCCUCACCGCUGCCCACUGCAGGACUUCCUCCGCCUGACAGAGCCCCUUGUGCCCAAGGAUUGGCAGCACGAGUGCCAGCUGGCCACUGGCCCUGCAGACACAGAGGUGAUCGUGGCCUUGGCCGUCUGUGGUUCCAUCCUCUUCCUGCUCAUAGUGCUGCUCCUCACCGUCCUCUUCCGGAUGCAGGCCCAGCCUCCUGGCUACCGCCACGUCGCAGAUGGGGAGGACCAUGCCUGACAGCCACUCAGCCCCCUUCCCUCUGCCUCCUAGGGGAGGUGGGCUGGGCCCUUGCUUCUGACUGUUGCUGCUCCCCAGCCUGGGACAGGAGCCCCUGGGUUGGGGCUUCCUUUGAUGACGUACAUGAACACGUGGGGCUCAGCGUGGCCUCCGGCACCUGCCCACUCGGCGCUCUCGUGCCUGACGUUUACCAAGCCCUGUGCUGGCCCCUGGUUUUCCCUAAACAGGAUCUGCCUCCACCAUGCUCCUAUGGACUAGAAAUGUAGACAAGGAUUCAGGUUUCACUGUAGACCUGCGCUGAAAAAGGCUGGAGGCGUCGGGGCUUGGUCCGCCAUGCCCCCACCAAACCCUGCUCCUGCUCUUCCAGCCUGGAGUCUUGGCAAAUGGCUCAGAGGACAGCCUUGCCGCUCAGUGCUUAUUUCAGCAGGAAAAGCUGCACAACAUUGGGGGUACAAGCGUUGGCCACCAAGAGACCAAUCACCCAGCAGCUAGCUGGACAAGUGUUUCUGUGUGGCAGAGGCCACCACUCAUCAGACCUGAGGCUCUGGCGUCAGUCAGCCCCACAGCUGGAGCAGCUGGGAUGGGGGCUUGUACUGGGGGGGCGUGGGGAGGGGCCAGUGAUUGUGGUCUGGAGUCAAGAAACUGCUAUCCCCCAGCUGGGCUGGGGUCUCCAGGAAGCUAGACCACUCUGACCAUGGACUAGGAACGGGCUGAGGCAGCUUCUAGAGAAUGAAAGUUUGGGACUCUUA